CCCGCGCAGAUGCGAGCCGCGGUCGCCUUCCCCGCGAAGCAUGGCGGAAGCGCCGGCGCCCUCACCGACGGCGCCCGCUAGCGACGGCGAGACCACCUCCUUGCCCGCCGCCGCGGAGGCCCCUCGCGGGCUUCCGCCCACGCUGCUCAUCCCCCCGCCUCCGACCAGCGGGAGGAGCCGGGCCGCGCGCGACGACAGGGCGGCGGGGCGAGGCGGGAGGAGAAAGGGCGGCGCGGACAGGGACGGGGAAGCAGGGCGCGCGUUGGGUGACCAGCUCGUGGAGGCGGUGAGGGUGGUGGGGAGGGACGUGGACGCUGGGGUGGCCGGCGCUGACAUCCUGGAGCUGGCCAUGGCGAAGGGGCCCAUGUUCUCGUGGCUGAGCUACUGGCCGGAGGAGGGGUACCCCAAGGAGGACCACCCCUACUGACACGGCGCGUCUCCUUAGCGCCAGGACCAUGUGGGAGAAAAACUGCAGAAGAUUUGGAUGCUGCGCCGAUCUCUUUCAUGGUGUCAAAGUAUUGAGUGAGCAGAACUAAAUCCA
Messenger RNA from Phragmites australis (common reed), 541 nucleotides. RefSeq lists its product as uncharacterized. The record is from RefSeq and is a predicted model, not a curated record. Bases 41 to 427 code for a protein of 128 amino acids. Lineage: Eukaryota; Viridiplantae; Streptophyta; Magnoliopsida; Poales; Poaceae. The transcript is spliced from 2 exons.